AUGAGCAAUACACCAUCCAGAACCUCUCUACGGGCCCCGUCACCCUUAAAACGACUUAAUCGUGACCUUGCCCCACCAGGUUUGAGCUCGCCAUCGCCUACGGGAAAUAGAUCCCCCGUGUUGUCUCAAAGCAGAACACUCCGUCGUCCAAUGUCAAUGGCUGCUCUGCCCAAUGGUCGGGAUAGAAACUCUCUGUCUCGUACCUCUAUGGUCAACCUGCAAGCCCCAGGAACGCCUCAGCCCUCGCCUCCAGUUUACAAGGGCACAAUCCGAGUCAGUGUCCGCACGAAACCUGAGAAUGAAACUAGUGCUCAGUGGACAGUGCUUGGAUCUGCAAACUCGAUUUCCCACUCUUCCACGGGCGACUUUUCAUUCGACAACGUAUUUGACAAUAUGUCAACAAACGGAGAAGUUUUCCGAUCGGCUGUUUGUGAUCUACUUGACAAGGUCUGCGAUGGCUUCAAUGCCACCGUGUUUGCCUACGGCAUGACAGGAUCUGGCAAAACAUUCAGCAUGCAAGGAACCCCUGAGGAUCCAGGUAUUAUACCCCGCUCGGCUACCCUGCUAUUUGAGAAACUCCGCACUAAAAUGGCAACCACAACUGUCAAAAUAUCUUAUAUGGAAAUUUACAAUGAGCGUGUUGCAGACCUGCUGCAUCCAGACACACCCGAGGUUUCUCUCAGAGAUGACCCGUUGUACGGUGUUCGGGAAAUCGGCUUGACAGAGCACAGAGUUGAAAAUGCAUAUGAGCUACUCGGUAAAGUAGCCCUCGGUGACCAGCUUCGUCGGACCUCAUCAACACAAUUCAAUGAAAGGUCCUCCCGUUCUCACGCAGUCGUUAAAAUCACCCUUCUCACCAGAGACAUUCAGUCUGUUCUUUACCUAUGUGACUUGGCUGGCUCAGAGCGCGCGGUCUCAGAAUUGGAGCGACGAAAGGAAGGUGCGUAUAUCAACAAGUCCUUGCUGACUCUCGGAACUGUUAUUUCAAAACUUUCUUCGGGAACCAUGGGCCACGUUCCUUAUCGCGACUCGAAACUCACGCGCAUUCUUCAACCCUCCCUCAGCGGUAAUGCUUUGGUAUCCAUUCUUUGCACAGUUCAAACCAUCAAUUCUACUACUACGGAGACACUAAACACUCUGCGAUUUGCUGCUAGAGCCAAAAAUAUCAUCGUCACUGCUAAACGCACGAAUCUAGUUGAUGAUGGCGCCGGGAAUGAGCGACUCCUGAACAUUAUCGAAGAGCAAAAGCAACAAAUAAACAAACUCAAGCUGGAACUUCAAGAAGCCAAGUCCUCGCGUGAAGAUGUUGAGGGCCGCCUUGAUGUGUACAUGAGUUUGACAGACUAUCACCUCGACGAUUCCCUAGACUCGAUACUCAACGGUCCCGAGAUGCGGACAGUCGAAGAGUAUCGCCGCAAGGCAAGGGAAGAUAAGCGAGAAAUUCAGCAGCUCAAUGAUCAAAUCAGAAGGCUGAUUUCGCAAGUCGCUGAAGCGAACAAUAUGCUAGAGAACAUGCCACAUCUGAACGACUUGACACCCCAAAUGUCUACCCCGGGGCGACAAAACUCCGACGUAAAAGAUCUCCAGGAUGAAAUUCGCGAACUCAAGGAAACCAUUCGGGAUAAGGAUCAUAUUAUUAAAUAUUUACGAGGCUCUAGCGAACGUAGAGCCCAGUUGGACAAGAUAACCUCGCCAAGCCGGGGCAGGCAAAGUAUGGCUCUGCUUCAAACCCCUUGA
Wickerhamiella sorbophila is the source of this 1737-nucleotide messenger RNA. RefSeq names its product Kinesin-like protein KIP2. Gene Ontology annotation, molecular function: microtubule motor activity; microtubule binding; ATP binding. The transcript has a single exon. Gene Ontology annotation, biological process: microtubule-based movement. The record is from RefSeq and is a predicted model, not a curated record. Lineage: Eukaryota; Fungi; Ascomycota; Dipodascomycetes; Dipodascales; Trichomonascaceae. The coding region runs from base 1 to 1737 and encodes 578 amino acids.